AUGAAUCAAGUUCUGUUAUUUAAUAAUUGUGGUCGUGGAGAAGUACCUCGUUUAAUAUUUGCUGCAGCUGGCCAAAAAUAUGAAGAUAUUCAUUAUGAAGAUGAUGAAUGGUUAUUACAUAAAUCUGAAAUGCCUAUGCUUGAAGUUGAUAGUACAAAAUUACCACAAUCAAAAGUUAUUGCUCGUUUUCUUGCUAAUUCGAUGAACAAGAUGAUGCUAAAAGAGAAGAACUUUCUAAAUAGUUAUCCAUUAUUAAAACAAAAUCGUGCAGAAGUUGAAAAACAACCAAAAAUUGCAGACUAUCUUAAAAAUCGAUCUAAAACAUCAAUUUAA
Messenger RNA from Rotaria sp. Silwood1, 333 nucleotides. The record is from the annotation of a GenBank genome assembly. NCBI's taxonomy places the organism in Eukaryota, Metazoa, Rotifera, Eurotatoria, Philodinida, Philodinidae.